AUGUUCAUGUUCAGCAUCGUUGUUGUCAUUGCCGGCAGCAUGACGAUAGUCGUUUCGUCAAAUUACGACUCGUACGACGACGACGUUUUGUGGAAUUGCACACCCGCCUUGGUCUGGUCCGCGGUAGAGAUUCACCUCAGCGUGAUAGCUUGCUGCCUCCCCGUGAUGAGGCCGGUUGUCCACGCUCUCGGAGGCUGGUGGGGACACAACUUCUCCUCUCGCAAGGAACCCAGUGCGCCGACGUUCAAUACCGUCAAACUCGGCCACGUCCAUCGCUCAGUGGGGGUGACAUAUGGAAACGAGUCGACUUGCAAUCUCGCCAAUGGCGCAGACGGCAACCAGGCAGUGGUGGUGACGGAUUCGGGACGAGUAUUUGGACAGGGAGAAGGAUCCGACACCGUCAUCAGCACGGGCAAAGACAAGGAGCAGCUGGCAUCAUCGACGUCGACGGGGAGCACGGAUGGGGCGAUAUUGGUGCAGUACGAAAUCGACUUGAGUUUCUCUCGACAAGGUUCCCAUGGCCAAUGGAGAGAAGAAUGA
Molecule: messenger RNA, 540 nt
Organism: Metarhizium brunneum ARSEF 3297
Lineage: Eukaryota; Fungi; Ascomycota; Sordariomycetes; Hypocreales; Clavicipitaceae
Source: RefSeq, a predicted model, not a curated record